AUGUCCGACGAUAUUCAUUGGUAUUUUGCUUAUGGCUCCAAUAUGCUGGAGGAAGUUUUUGUCAAGCGACGGAAGAUUCAGCCCCGAAAGUAUGAAAUUGCAGCCAUCAACACGCAUACCCUAUGCUUUAAUGUAAUGGGUGUGCCCUAUACCGACCCAGCUAUGGGAGGGAUCCGUUUGAGGGAGGAGCAGGAAAUCCCAGUAUACGGUGUCGCAUAUCAACUAACGUCAGAGGAUAUGCACCGUGUGAUCUUGACUGAAGGCGGAGGGAUUGCAUACAAUACAGCAACACUUACGGCCACUCUACAACGCGACGGCUCAUCGAUAUCAGUUACGACACUAGUGGCCAGGCAUCAAGUCGACAGGAGCUGGGAAAGACUACCUUCUCAACGAUACAUGGGUUUGUUGAUCCGCGGUGCCCAUGAAAAAUCUCUCCCAAUAGAGUAUCAAGAAAGGAUGGUCUCCCAACCGACCUUUGAACCGACAUCUUCCCUCAGAUUCCGGCUCGGUUGA
Messenger RNA from Trichoderma breve, 513 nucleotides. Its product is annotated as AIG2-like family domain-containing protein. The record is from RefSeq and is a predicted model, not a curated record. Gene Ontology annotation, molecular function: gamma-glutamylcyclotransferase activity. NCBI's taxonomy places the organism in Eukaryota, Fungi, Ascomycota, Sordariomycetes, Hypocreales, Hypocreaceae. The transcript is spliced from 4 exons. Bases 1 to 513 code for a protein of 170 amino acids.